AUGCCUAACCUUCCUACUGAACUCAUCACUGAAAUCUUGUUAAAGCUUCCUGUCAAAUCUCUCUUGAAAUUCAGGUCUGUUUCUAAAUCUUGGCUCGAACUAAUCUCUAGCCCUGAUUUUGUGAAGACCCAUCUCUUAUUAUCCACUAGUAACAAGGAAUACACUCACCAUGGACUUAUGUUUAAGUUUGCUAGUACAUCUGACCGAGGUGUUAAGGACUGUUCUCUUAGCGCUUUACUUUGCGAUUCUGUAACUGAGGCAUUUGACUUGGAUUAUCCUGGUAAAUAUUAUCGCAAUGAUUAUCCUAGAUUUGUGGGUUCUGUCAAUGGAUUGAUUUGUCUUGCCAUCAGAAUAUUGCACGGAUUAGAUGACUUGUAUCUAUGGAAUCCAUCAAUUAGAAAGUAUAAGAAAUUGCCUAGUUGUAGACUUAAUCAAAGCCGUUGUUACCAUGAGCAAGCACUUGAUGGAUUCAAUUUUGGUUUUGCAUAUGAUGAGUUCCAAGAUGAUUACAAGGUAGUCGGUAUUUUCCCUAUUUUCGGAAACAUACGUCUGUGUCGUAUUGAGGUCCAGAUAUAUAGUCUAAAAAGUAAUUCUUGGAGACGUAUUGAUGAUUUUCAAGGUAGAGAGCUCUUGAAUGCUCCUGCGAAGUGUGUGAAUGGGAAACUUCAUUGGCUUGACAAGCAGAGGAACAUCAUUUCUAUUGAUUUAGCUGAUGAGAAAUGGGCAGAGGUAGAGCGGCCCUACUCUGAAGGAUGUGGAUAUGUGAAGCUGGGAGUGUUUGGGAGUGAUCUUUCUGUGUUGUGUAAUUAUGGAAGGACUCACGUAGACGUCUGGGUUAUGACAGAGUAUGGGGUGAAAGAAUCUUGGACAAAGAUGUUUACAGUCAAGUUUCCUGAUGAUUCUAUGGGUAUAUUUUAUCCACCCAUUUUAAUGUCAAAUGAAGGUGAAAUUUUGCUUAAGUUUGGAUCACGUUUCACAAAGUACAACCCAAAGGAUGACUCGAUCAGAUAUGUAGAUGUUACUAACUUUGCUCCAUGCAUUGAGGCAGAAAUCUAUGUUAAGAGCCUAGUUUGUCCCUUUUUACAGAAGAGAACACGAACGCACCAACAAUGGAGGCUGAAAUAACUCAGACGCACGACUAAUAACCUGUAAGAGUUACACUCUGCAUUUUUCUUAAGUGUUGUUAAAUUCUACUUCAUAUUGCUUGGGAAUCUUGUUACUCAAUUUCCUUUUUUAAACUAUUUUCGAGAAACCAUAAUCUUUUGCAAGAGCAGUUAUUGUGGUUGUAUUACUUGGUGUGUUUUAAACUCAAUUGUACUGGAUGUUGUUGCUCUUCUUUAGCAGUUUCUUAAGGGGAUGUCGUGCCUAUAGAUAGAGUAAGAACAGAGAGCACUAGAGACAUGGAAAUUGUGGUAGGUGAAUGCACCAAAAACACCUUAUUUAUUGUAGAUCUAGGAGGUUUCUCUGGCUAUUCUCCUUUAGGUGAAAGCUUAACAGCGGAAUAAGGAGGAAACCAAGGAAUUGUUUAAUGAAGUUUAAGCUCUAAGAUAGUGUCUAGUUUUGGUGUUUUUUGUUGCUGCUAAUAGUUGAUGGUUUAUUUUCUUUUGGAUGAUUUGGUGUUUUCCUUGCUAAUAGCUAAUCUAUAUGUAAUUGUUUUGCUUCGCAACUAUCUUCUUAUUCUUUUACUUAUUGAUCUAAGAAAGUUUGAAUCUUCUUUCACAUUAGCAGUAAUAUUUGAUGGAAGCAAGUAUGGAUUGGAAGGUGAAAGCAUUUUAGCAAGCCAUUUUGCUGCUAUGAUCAUGAGAGUUGGGUUAGGGUACCAAAGAACUAUGGAGUAUAGGAGAGCUUUGUUUAAAAGAGGGCCUUGUAUGUGCUCUCAAAGUUGAAGUAUCUAUUUGUGUUUUACGGAGCAACUUUAUCCAAGCUGAGGUGUCUAUA
This is a messenger RNA of Lycium ferocissimum, 1938 nucleotides long. RefSeq names its product F-box/kelch-repeat protein At3g23880-like. The coding region runs from base 1 to 1125 and encodes 374 amino acids. Gene Ontology annotation, molecular function: protein binding. The transcript is spliced from 2 exons. The record is from RefSeq and is a predicted model, not a curated record. NCBI's taxonomy places the organism in Eukaryota, Viridiplantae, Streptophyta, Magnoliopsida, Solanales, Solanaceae.